AUGUACUUUCCAACGAUCCUCCUCACACUCUUAGCUCUUUUCACCACAAGUAUACACGGCUGCGCUCACUACUUGAACUGCAAAUGCCACGAUAGCAAGGACAACCUCCAAAAUGACUGGGUCACGGAACAGGCUUGCGACAAGUACAAGACAGAUCAUGGAUCCAAACAACUCAAAUACAAAGGGGCUCCGCAUCAUCAGUGCGUUGGCAACCCCAUAGACGACGGUACCCGAUCGAUGGAUAAUUGCGAGUGGGAUAAGGCGUGCAAAUCGUAUGGAACGCAGUAUUAUCAGUGGUGCUGGGAGAAGUUGUGGUAG
Messenger RNA from Fulvia fulva, 318 nucleotides. Its product is annotated as Ecp28-2. The transcript has 2 exons. The record is from RefSeq and is a predicted model, not a curated record. The coding region runs from base 1 to 318 and encodes 105 amino acids. Lineage: Eukaryota; Fungi; Ascomycota; Dothideomycetes; Mycosphaerellales; Mycosphaerellaceae.